Messenger RNA from Vicia faba (fava bean), 1443 nucleotides. The record is from the annotation of a GenBank genome assembly. Lineage: Eukaryota; Viridiplantae; Streptophyta; Magnoliopsida; Fabales; Fabaceae.
AUGUCGGAAGGUGCGGAAAUUGACGAGCGUGUUGACCUCGAUGAGGAACAUUAUAUGGAAGAAAUGGAUGACGAUGUUGAGGAACAGAUAGAUGACGAUGGAGUGGAUGGAGGUGAAGAUGAAAAUGCUGAAGGUAGUGGUGAAGAAAAUGAGUACGAGGAGUCAGCGGUAGAUGUUGAUGGGAAAGAACAAUUUCCUGAAGGAGAAAAGAGUGACCGUGCUUCUGAAGAUGAGCGAAAAUCACCUCUUAUUGAUGAGGAGGAAAGAGAGAAGUACGAUAAACUUCUUGCCCUUCCUCCUCAUGGUUCUGAAGUAUUUAUUGGUGGACUUCCUCGGGAUACAUGUGAUGAUGAUUUAAGGGAAUUGUGUGCACCAAUGGGUGAUAUUGUUGAGAUUAAACUAAUCAAAGACAGGGAAACCGGAGACAGCAAGGGUUAUGCUUUUGUGGCUUUUAAAACAAAGGAGGAGGCACAAAAGGCCAUUGAAGAUAUACAUAACAAGGAAUUUAAGAGCAAAACAUUGAGGUGUUCGCUGUCUGAAACCAAACACAGAUUAUUCAUUGGUAAUGUUCCAAAAACAUGGUCAGAGGAUGAGUUUAGGAAAGCCGUUGAGGCUGUUGGUCCAGGGGUUGAAAGCAUUGACCUCAUAAAGGACCCUCAAAAUCAAAGCAAAAAUCGUGGGUUUGCUUUUGUUUUGUAUUACAACAAUGCUUGUGCUGAUUAUUCACGACAAAAGAUGUCAAAUUCGAGUUUCAAGCUAGAUGGAAAUACACCAACUGUGACAUGGGCAGAUCCAAAGACCUCACCUGACAAUUCUGCUGCUUCUUCACAGGUUAAAGCUCUGUAUGUGAAAAACAUACCUGAGAAUGUUACUACUGAUCAACUAAAGGAGCUAUUUCAGCGUCAUGGGGAAGUAACGAAAGUGGUCAUGCCACCUGGCAAAGCCGGAGGGAAACGUGAUUUUGGUUUCAUUCAUUAUGCAGAGAGGUCAAGUGCAUUGAAAGCUGUAAAAGAGACAGAGAAAUAUGAAAUUUAUGGUCAAGCUCUUGAAGUUGUUAUUGCCAAGCCUCAAGCUGAAAAAAAACCUGAUGGAGGCUAUGGGUACAAUCCUGGACUCCAUCCUACCCAUCUUCCACAUCCUGGUUAUGGUAACUUUUCUGGAAAUCUUUAUGGCUCUAUAGGGGCUGGAUAUGGUGUUGCAGCUGCUGGUUAUCAACAGCCAAUGAUAUACGGUAGGGGUCCAAUGCCAGCAGGAAUGCAGAUGGUUCCAAUGGUUUUACCAGACGGCCGAAUUGGCUAUGUCCUCCAACAGCCUGGUGUACAGGUGCCAGCUCCCCGACCCCGCAGAAAUGACCGGGGAAAUGGUCCAGGUGGUCAGCCAGGGCGUGGAGGAGGUAGUGGUAAUGAUGAAGGAAAUCGUAACAGAAGGUAUCGACCCUAUUAG